UUUAAUAUUAUAUUUACCGCGUCGAAAAAUCAUAUGAUUAAAAAUAUAUUAUUUUGUUACAAUGGACACAAGAAUUCGACAAAUGAAUCUCAAUUGGAGUCAACUCGGCGGUCUCACAGACGUAAACAUUCAUCUAAAAGUAGGUCCUCGUCGAAAACAAAAGCUUCUUCGAGUAAUAAUGAAGACUUUAAUGAUAAUAGCAAUUUUUCGAUGGCAAAUAAACUUAGACGUCAUAAAAAAACUAAACCAAGUGCCAAUCAAACUGACGGUUUAGUUGUCAAAAGUGAAUCAAUUCCUGAAAGAGAGAAAAAUUAUCAAGAAGUUACCUCGAAAAAUUCAAAUCUGCAAGUACUGAUAGAAAAGCGCGAAGCUGAGUACGAUGAAUUGCAUACGCAUUAUGAAGAAUUGAUAAAACAUGUUCAAUCGUUGGAUCAAGAGAGGAUCAAUAAUCAACUGGGGAAUAAAAAAGUAGUGGCUGAAAAUACGCAACUGCAUGAAGAUGUAAGUUUGCUGAAAAUUUUGAUUUAUCGGCUGAACGUUGAGCUGCAGAGAUAUCAGGACAAAUUGAGAUUAUUGAAUGUAAAACCUGAUGAAGAAAAGACUGAGAUUACGGAUCCGGCGACGGAGAGCAAAAGAGUGUCUGAGGCUUGGGGUCAUGUCAAUAAUCACGCUCUGGCUCCACUGCUAGAAGCUUAUCAGGAACAUCUUGAGGAGAAGGACGAUCUUAUUCGGCAUUUCAGGAAUGAGAUGGAUGAUUUUGGAGGUAAAUUCAAAGAAAUUGUUGCAGAGAAUGAAGAGUUGCGUAAAGGUUUAGAUCAUUAUAAAUUACAGACGGAAAAAUUGAUAGAAGAAUUAAAAACCGUUUCUGGAGAUAUAACUCUAGUUAAAGAAGAAAAUGAUAUUUUUAGGAGACAAGUUUCGCUGCAUAAACAGAAGCUUCUUGAGAUUCAUUCGAUUUAUGAGAAGAAAGUAGAAUCAAUGUCGCAGGAUAACAAUAAAUUACACAGUGAUUAUGUUAGCUGUAAAACUGAAUUAAGCAACCUUCAAGGUAAAUAUGAAAUACUGUCUGAGGGAUACGAGAAACUAAAGAAAAAUUCGGAAAAAACUAUGCCUGUAUCCGUUCACUCGGACGCUAUAGACGAAUGCAAGAGAUUGUUUGAAGAAUUGAAAACUCAAUACGAUACAGAAAAACGUAAAUUAUUAAAUCAAUUGAAAAAAUUUGAAGAGUUGAAUCCAGAAAAUGAAAAAUUGAUUGCUACUUUAACUGCCGAGCGAGGUCAUCUGAGAUAUUUGACCAAGAAUCUUGAGAAAAGCCUCAAGCGGACACAGAGUAAGUUGGAGUCACUGCAAAACGCCUUGUGCUCUAUUCAAGUAUCUAGAGAUUCCUUCAAGAGGCAAUUAUCGAAAACGACGGCUUAUUGUGAAGAAUUGGUUACUGCUCAAGAAAAAUUGCAGGCGGAAAAAGACGAACUUCUGGCUCUUUUGUGUACAAAAGAAAAAGAAAGCGAAAACAUUCAGUAUCUUGGGAAUAAUAUUACGCAGCGGAUGGGAGCUUUAAAAGAUCAAUUGAAGAUUGUUCAAAAGGGAGCUAAAGAGCAACUGGAUACUGUUGAGAAAAACAUGAAAAUACAAGAGCAGGGUGUGGGUCAGAUGAAAUCAGAUUAUCAUAAAGAAUUGCAACGUUUAAAAUCGCUCAUUAAGCAGAAAGAAGAUGUGAUUGGUAAAUUGCAGAGGGAAAAAUACGCGGCGCAAGACCACUUGGAACUGGUUUGGAAAGCGGCUACUAAUGACGAUAAGAAGGUUAAGGAUGUGUUGAAAAACUCAAAGAUUUAUGUUUGA
Molecule: messenger RNA, 1839 nt
Organism: Cotesia congregata
Lineage: Eukaryota; Metazoa; Arthropoda; Insecta; Hymenoptera; Braconidae
Source: the annotation of a GenBank genome assembly